This is a messenger RNA of Quercus lobata, 1047 nucleotides long. RefSeq names its product transcription factor MYB24-like. The record is from RefSeq and is a predicted model, not a curated record. NCBI's taxonomy places the organism in Eukaryota, Viridiplantae, Streptophyta, Magnoliopsida, Fagales, Fagaceae. The transcript has 4 exons. The coding region runs from base 1 to 1047 and encodes 348 amino acids.
AUGGGACAUCACUCGUGCUGUGACAAGAAGACGGUGAAUAGAGGACUAUGGUCACCGGAGGAAGAUGAGAAACUCAUCAACUACAUUUCAAACUAUGGCCAUGGUUGCUGGAGCUGUGUCCCAAAAUUUGCUGGCCUGCAGAGAUGUGGAAAGAGCUGUAGACUAAGAUGGAUAAAUUAUCUCAGACCUGACUUAAAACGUGGGCGCUUCUCUCCAGAAGAAGCGGCCCUCAUCAUUGAACUUCAGGCCAUUCUAGGAAACAAGUGGGCUCAGAUAGCCAAGCAACUACCAGGAAGAACAGAUAAUGAGGUCAAGAAUUUUUGGAAUACAAGCAUAAGGAAGAAGCUAAUUUCUUAUGAUGGUCCUGCAAUAGCCACCUUUCCUGAUGUGCACUUUAAUGGUAACUCUGAGGAAGGUCUUUUCUCUCUAAAUGCAAACCCUAAUUGGAUCCUAAACUCUCAGCAAGACCAACUAUACCUUCCCACUCCAACCCCAAAUUUGCAAGGCUUUGAUCAUGGUGAUCUUAAAUUAGAGCAAACCAAUUAUGGUGCCAAUUUGGUUCAAUUUCCACCCCCAAUGGCACCACCAUCAAAUUCUUCCUCCUAUGAUCCACUCUGGUCAUUAGGAUAUUUGCCCCAUGAAAAUUUUGAUCCUAAUCAAGAACAUCAAAAUUUCAGCAGUAGUGGAGCAACACAACGUUAUAUUGGUGAUAAGCUUAUUGGCCCAAGUAUCGCAACACCAAAUUAUGAUGAUUAUGAUGAGGAUCCAUUAACAGUGCCCAUGAUUCCAAAUCCUUGUGAGAUUAUUAAUGGUAAUUUUUGUGGCAUGUCUUACUCAUGUGCUUCACUAGAACUUGACCCACUUGCUAGACUCCCACAUUUUCCAGUUGGUUGUAAUUAUCCUUAUGAUCCACACGUGCCUAACAAUCAUAUGGAGUACAUGGAUGCCAUCAUGUCAUCAUCAUUACCAUCAGCAUCAACAUUGUCAGCAUUAUCAAGCGGCCAAUUUGCCAUAAACCCUAAUCUUCCUUCAAGCUGGGAGACUUAG